UAGAUGUGUUCCAUUGUAUUUGUUUGAGACUGUGAAGACACGUUUCAUUGUUCCAGUCUUUGACAUCAAAGCUUUAUCAAAUAUGAAGCUAGAAUUUUUCUUUGGAAUAUGCUUGGUAUUCUUGCUAAACAGUUUUAUAGGAGUUCAUAGCCAAGAAGAGUCAGUCUCCUUACAUGAUUCUGUAAUAGACCCUAAUGAAACAACAACAGCAACAGAUACAACCACUACGAUUCUUCCUUUUACCACUGGCUCUCCAUUAAUAACUACUACAGUAGAACCUGCUUUUUUUGGAAAUUGGAGUGUCACCAAUGAUAAUGGAACAGUGUGUAUUUUGCUGAAAAUGUCAGCACAGUUUCAGAUUCAGUACAUAAAAGUGGAUAAUACAACUGGUACAGGGCAUCUCAACAUUCCAGAUACUGCAGUAGUGGAUGACUCAAGUUCAUGUAGUUACAAGAAUGAAACUCAGUUCAUUAAACUUGACUUUAAUAAAAAUUCCAUAGAAAUGCUUUUCAAACAGAAGAAUGGUUACACUUGGAUGUCAGAAAUAAGCUUGAUGUAUACACUUGAUGAAAAGAAUUUCCCAUCUGCCAAGGAACCUGGCAAAAUGGAAAGAGUAGGAGCCUCUGGUAUCAACAGAUUUAAGACACCAGUUGCAAGGUCAUACUUGUGUAAAACUGAAGAUGAUAUUAAUCUUUUGGAAAAUGACAAAGUUGUGAUGAAAGUUUCUGAUUUACAAGUGGAAGUGUUCCGAAAGACAAAUGACACAGCAUUUGCUUCUGAAUACCACUGUAAGACUGAUGACAAAGUCAGCGACAUUGUACCAAUUGCUGUUGGGUGUGCUCUUGCUGGUCUUGUUCUGACAGUUCUUGUUGCCUACUUGGUUGGUCGUCGUCGUAGUCGCCAAAAGGGUUAUCAGUCAGUGUAAGCUGUAAUGGAUAUUUAUUAUCCACAGACUAAGAUUCUACGAAGGAGCUGUUGCUGUGUAGUUUACACCCUACUCCAUUCCUCCGUAUGAGGUCUCCGUUUUUGCUAAUCUUACCCACUUCAAAAUGUAAUGCAUUUGCUAUAUAUUUUAGUUAACAUGAAUGUGUUUUAGAAAUUCAGGUUGGGUUUACAUUUUGGUGAAAGUUGUAUUUCAUAUAACCAUCUAUCUUUAUUGAACAUUUAAGAAACUGUUUAAGUAGUUUUGCUUUUCUAAUUGAAAUAACAUACAACUUAGGUUAAUAUUUAAGUGCCAAGUUUUUUUUUUUUGUAGCUCAAAAACUAAUCUUGAUUUCUUUUAAUGGUCUGUAUCUGUCUUUAAAUAUAAUGAAUUUCUUGGAUCUGAUAUACUCAUUUUAUUAGGAUAUGCUUGUUUGUUUCAUAAGAUCUUCCUAUCUAACACUGACAAAGAGAAAUACAAGUCACUGGACUGUAAUUAAAAUCAUUGCUUAAAAGUGUUACAAGUGAGAAUCUGACUGUUUUUAAUAUUUUAACUGAAGGAAAUACUACAUAUACUAGUUGUAAAGUUUUUUUAAUAUAUACAUAUAUAUAAUUUUAAUUAUCUUUGCAUGUUAAAUAUUUUAUAAAUUCUUUUCCUUUGAUUGUUGAAGAGAAAAGCUUUAGAUUAAACAUUUGUUCCAAUUCAGUUAGUACAGGUCUUGAACAGACUCAGUUCACGUAUAUAUUCAUUUUGCAAAAUGUUAUUUACAUAGUUUCAUAUUUUGCUAUAGAUACUUUGACUGACAGCUGAAUAGCUCAGGAAUGCUUAGUUUCAGAAAUGCAAUUUCAUGUCCCUGUAGUACUAUGUUAAACUUGUCACAAUGUGCAGCUCAAUGAUGUGACUUAACACACAUUAAUUAAAGAAAUUUAAACCAAGACACUUGUCCCAUAGUUAAAUAUGUGUAUAACUGUAUAAAAUCUUGUGUUGAUUAAAAAAUAUCCAGUUGUUUUAGUAUGUUUAUGAUAGAUCAUACACUACUGCUCAGUGGCUUUAAAGAGGUAUGUCUGCACUGUGCUAUACUGUUUAGUCUUCAGAUGUUCCACAAUCGUGUAAUCUAGCAUUUGGAAAGAGUUCCUGUUUAAUUUGUUCAA
Molecule: messenger RNA, 2073 nt
Organism: Limulus polyphemus (Atlantic horseshoe crab)
Lineage: Eukaryota; Metazoa; Arthropoda; Merostomata; Xiphosura; Limulidae
Product: lysosome-associated membrane glycoprotein 1-like
Exons: 7
Coding region: 83-925 (280 amino acids)
Cellular component (GO): membrane
Source: RefSeq, a predicted model, not a curated record